Messenger RNA from Nicotiana tabacum (common tobacco), 3324 nucleotides. Its product is annotated as transcription factor LHW. Gene Ontology annotation, molecular function: DNA-binding transcription factor activity; protein dimerization activity. Gene Ontology annotation, biological process: regulation of DNA-templated transcription. Lineage: Eukaryota; Viridiplantae; Streptophyta; Magnoliopsida; Solanales; Solanaceae. The record is from RefSeq and is a predicted model, not a curated record.
CCAUAGAAUGGGUUGCAGGGACAUAAUAGUACAAAAUUUGGAUCCUGUGAGAAAAAGAAGUGGUGGAUUAAGAACUAAACAAGCUGGGCGUGGCUCUUGCAGAGGAAGUUAGUUCAUUUAAUCUAUAAUUUUUUGCUGAAAAAACAAGAAAAGAAAAGAGAAACACAAACAAGUGUUUUUUUUUCUCUGUUUGAGAUAUUCACACACAAAAAUUAGUGGAAAUGGGGUAUUUGUUGAAAGAGGUUUUGAAGACACUUUGUGGAGUAAACCAAUGGUCUUAUGCUGUUUUUUGGAAGAUCGGUUGCCAGAAUACCAAGCUUUUAAUUUGGGAAGAAUCCUAUUAUCAACCCUUAACCUUCUCUGAAGUUCAUGGAAUUUCUGGGCUUGAGAAUCCUGAACUAUCAUUCCAAGAUUGGGGUGUUUGUAAUUCUCAGCUUAUGAAUCAAGCAGGGGAGAGAGUGCAUUUACUCGUAAACAAAAUGAUGACGGAAAGUCAAUUCAACCUAGUAGGAGAAGGACUAGUUGGUCGGGCUGCAGUUACUGGGAAUCAUCAGUGGUUUCAUUCAGAUGGUUUUAGUAGAGUAGCUCAUCCACCAGAGGUACUGAAAGAGCUGACUCAACAAUUUAAUGCUGGCAUCAAGACAAUUGCAGUUGUUCCUAUUCUUCCUCACGGUGUUGUCCAAUUUGGAUCAUGCUCACAUAUAAUGGAGAAUAUGGGUUUUGUGGAGGAUGCGAGGAUGCUGAUAAGUCAACUAGGAUGUGUUCCCGGUGUCUUGUUAUCCGAUGAAAAUGCAAUGAAAGAUCCUGCAGUUAACACUGCACCAGUUUCUCUAGAUUCUUAUGGGAGAGCCAAAUCGAUGAUCUCUGCUCCAGUUAUUGCUAGCUGCAGUUAUCAGAAUAACUUAAGUCAGACUGACAGUUUCGUUGGUCAAACUUCCUCUCUGGCUUCACAAGUUCAGAACAGAAUCAUGUCUACUGAUGCAACAUUUCGAGCCCCCAAUAUGACCCAAAGUUUUGUUGAUUCUCAUGAUCAUCAGUUUCACAAUAUUGUUCCAGAGGUGAAAGCAAACCUGUCUCCUAAUUGCCACCUAAUAAAUAAUGCAAUUAAAGCAGAGGUAAUUUCUCCAAAUUCCAACAUAUGGACGAGUCAACAAUCUUCUUUGCACAUUCCGAGGUCUCCCUUUCAUCAGCAAUCUUCUAUUGAUUCAUUAACUGUAGAUAGUGGCAGCUUAAGGUUGUUUGAACAGGGGAUCACUUCAAAUGCUGGUAGCCAUGAUUUUGGCAAAAUCAACUCUUGCACAAAAUCUACUGGAAAUGGGCAUUCGUCUUAUGUUGGGAACGAUGUGAUUACCAAUCAUACUUCUGAUGGUCAGAGUUCACAAUUUAUGUGGGAUGAGAGUAACAGAAUAGUAGAAAACGAUUUGUUUCAAGCACUCAGUAUUAUGUUAACACAGAAUGAGCACACGUGUUCAAGCAAGUACAUGCAAGAGGUUUAUGGUGAAAAACAUGAAUACCUGGAGCAGAGUGCUUUCCUUGAAAAUAACAAAUAUGAAGAUUCCUGUGUCCAAGGUCACUCGGGGGAUGACCUCUUUGAUGUUCUGGGUGCUGAUUUAAAAAAUAAACUACUUAAUGAAAGGAAUAGUUAUCAAAGUAAACGACCAGACGCGGACACAAAGGAUCGGAUUAAGAAUAACUCUACUUCUACUUCCAUAAUUAGUCAGUAUGUUGCUUCUUCGACAGUCAAUCAAGGAAAAUCCAAUAGUGGAGCAUUUUCUGCGGCUGGUUUUGAGCGUCUUUUGGAUUCCAUAGCAUCCAAGCCUUCGGUCAAGCAGAAUUUGGAUGACGAUGUUUCUUGUCGGACAACAAUAACGAAUUUGAGUAGCUCCUCUGCUCCAAAUGCUGCAUCUUCCUACGGCCAAGCAGGUUUCUCUAGUCAAAUUCAAGGAGAGGUAUUUGGUCAGCCCAAGACUCUUGCAAAAUCAGGAGCAAUGGUUUCUCGUUCAUUUAGAUCUGAGUGCUCUAAUGAAAACACAGGAGCCUAUUCGCAGAGUAGUUCAAUUUAUGGGUCACAAAUUAGUUCAUGGGUGGAACAGGGUCAUGAUACAAAGCCAACUAGCAGUGUUUCUACUGGAUAUUCUAAGAAGCCUGAUGAGACGAGCAAAACCGGCCGCAAAAGGCUUAAACCAGGAGAGAAUCCUAGACCAAGGCCUAAAGACCGGCAAAUGAUCCAAGAUCGUGUGAAAGAAUUGCGAGAAAUUGUUCCAAAUGGGGCAAAGUGUAGCAUUGAUGCACUACUGGAACGCACGAUCAAGCACAUGCUUUUCUUGCAGAGUGUAACCAAGCAUGCUGACAAAUUAAAGCAGACUGGAGAGUCAAAGAUAAUCAGCAAGGAAGGAGGACUGCUUUUAAAAGAUAAUUCUGAAGGAGGAGCAACAUGGGCAUAUGAAGUUGGUUCACAGUCUAUGGUCUGCCCUAUAAUAGUUGAGGAUCUGAAUCAACCUCGUCAAAUGCUUGUAGAGAUGCUUUGUGAAGAACGAGGUCUGUUUCUGGAAAUAGCCGACAUAAUAAGAGGAUUGGGCUUGACAAUCUUAAAAGGGGUUAUGGAAACGAGGAAUGACAAAAUAUGGGCAAGGUUCGCCGUAGAGGCAAACAGAGACGUGACUAGGAUGGAUAUAUUCAUCUCACUUGUUCGCCUCUUGGAGCAAACAUCUAAAGGUGGAGCAGAAUCUUCUAAUGCCAUCGGUAAUAAUGACAUAACGAUGGUGCAUUCAUUUCACCAAGCAGCUUCAAUACCUGCAACAGGCAGACCAUGUAAUUUACAAUGAUGAACAGGCUAUGAUCUUCGUCUGCACGUGUUAAGAGCGAGCAGUCAACCAUUGCUCGCCAUGACUGACAUGUACACUAGGCUGAUCCUUUUGGUUUAGAGUUAAUCCUCAUUUUUCGUCUCCCACGAGCAAGAAGUUUCCAGAACUCCUGAACGUAUCAAGUUGUAUCUAAGUGUCGUUCAAGACAGGUAGAUGCUUUUAAUUACUUUCACAAUCCAUCAGUGUUGUAAUAUCUGGCAAUCAGGCGCUUUUUUAUUAUUCUUACCUUUAAAUGUACUAAUUUUGAUUAGAUAGAGGGAGAAGGGAGAUGGAAAAUGAUAAUGGGAGAUGGUUCAUGUGAUGAGAAGAGGAUUCUUGGUUUUGCUGUUGUUGUAUAGAAACGGUGGAGAUGAUAGGAAGGGAGCCUAGGGUGUUUAGUUAGCUAGCUGAUGUGUAAUCUAUUCUUCCAUUUUCUCUGGACAUGUUUUUCUGGUUUUCAAUUCUGCUCUUCUUCCAUUUC